AUGUCGGAGUUUUCGCAGUCGCUGCAGUUGGGAAACAGCACACUGGAAGCGCUCGAAAGGCAAUUUACACCGCCCGCUCCGGAUCAACGGCGGCCACUGACGAGAGCCGCGUGCGCCAGGAAGGAAGGGAAGCCAUCGCAAAAGCAAAACAGCACCGAAGAUGUGAUCGAAGAAUCGCCCACCAGCGGCAAGAUCGAAGCCGUGGGACAGCGCAGUGUCCGCGAGAGACUUAAAACUCUUUCCACGCAGUGCAGAAAGCCGCGUCGAAAACGGUUGCCGACAGAGCAAUCGUCGUCAACCACUAGGAACGGGGACGAUCGGUCUUCCAGUGUGAUGUGUAACGGGGAAUCCGGCGACGGGGAAUCCGUGGGCAAUGCCGACGGUAGCGCACGCUUGAAACGGCCGCACGACGACCCUGCGCUCGAGGGUCAAUCACCGGAAAAACUGCUCUCGGAACACGGCAGUAACGCCACCAAUUUGAACGAACUGUUUGAGUGCACCACAUUCUCGGUGGAUGAUCGUAGCCACAGGAGCAAAGAGGACGAGCCAAUAGGUAACUAUCAGUCAAUGUUUAAUAUGAGUGAUUUCACCCUUGAGCAGCAACAGGAUGGAAGCAGAUCCGACGCAGACCAACAGACAUCCUUCCAUCGACGGUCAACGACCGUGCUGGUACCAGGUAGCGUGGAAGACGGCACUGAGCUCGAGGUGUACAGUGAAACACUGUUCGAUCAGGCCCUUUCGAGCGAGAAACUUCUCGUCAGCGAUCUGGAGCAAACGUUGCGCGUGAGUCCCACGUCCGGUGAUGUGGAUUUUGCAUUUAACGUGGAAGCCGUUACAUUUUCGCAACCACUAACUGCGAACACGCUGGUCUCGCACAAUGAAACGUGUGAGAAUGAAUGGCAAGAUCGUGAGGCGCACGAGUCAUUUAUUGCUGUCGAAGUGGCCAACUCCCGCCUGGAAUUGGACAAAUCUCUGGCGGCGCAGGUUGCAACGAGCUGUAACGAAAGUGCACAGUUUUCCGAAAGCGUAAACCGUAGCUCCGUUUCUUCAGGCCAUCGGAGGGCACGGACCGAAGAGAGCGUUCAAGAUCCAGCGCACGCCCCCAGUAUGAGCUUCGAUCAAGCGAAGGACCUUCGGCUGCUGGGCAGCUGGGGUUUACCCGACGCCGUGACAAAGCAGUACGCGAAGAAGGGCAUCGUCGAGCUGUUCCCCUGGCAAGUGGAGUGUCUAUCAAGGAAAGAGGUUCUUCUGGAAUCGAAAAACCUCGUGUACAGUGCUCCGACGUCCGCUGGCAAGACGCUUGUGGCCGAGUUUCUGAUCGCCAAAACGAUCACCGAGCGCAAACGGAAGGCGCUGCUCAUCGUACCGUUUGUGGCGGUGGCACGUGAAAAGACCCACUACCUGCAGGAUCUGCUUGGGUGCGGUGGAGGGAUGCGUGUGGACGGGUUCUACGGCGGGUGUCACCCGGCCGGUGGUUUCGAGUCCGUCGAUUUGGCCAUCUGCACGAUCGAAAAAGCCAACUCAAUCGUGAACCGCUUGCUCGAACAACCGGACGGUCUCGCCGUGCUCGGCUUGGUGGUCGUUGACGAGGUGCACCUUAUUUCAGAUACCUCGCGGGGCUACAUUCUGGAGCUGUUGCUGACGAAGGUGCGUUUUGUGGCCCGCCGAUCACAGCUCCCGAUUCAGAUCGUGUGCAUGUCGGCUACGCUACCCAACGUGGAACUACUGGCUCGCUGGCUCGAAGCCGACUUCUAUCACACGGACUACCGUCCGAUCGCACUGGUCGAGCUACUAAAAGUGGGUGAUCGCGUCGAAGAUCCCUCCUCGUUGGUUAUCCGCCGACUCGACGGAACGCUGCUCGGUUGUCCGAUCCCGCGCGAUCCCGAUCAUGUAGUACUGCUGUGCCUUGAGACGCUACUCGAGGGCUGCUCGGUGAUCGUAUUCUGUCCGUCGAAAGACUGGUGCGAACAGUUGGCCAUUACGAUGGCCAGCACGGUGCACGGGCUGAAGAAGGAAGAUCAUCCUCACCGGGAGCUGCGCGCGAAGCUGCACCUACAGCUGGAUGGUCCGAGACAGGAGGAGGUGCUGUUGCAGCUACGCAAUUCGCCGGCCGGACUGGACAGUGUGCUGGCGACAACCGUGCGCUAUGGCAUCGCGUUCCACCACGCCGGUCUGACGACCGACGAGCGUGACAUUAUCGAAGGAUCGUUCCGCGACGGAGCGCUGCGCAUCAUUGUGGCCACCAGCACACUUAGCAGCGGCGUUAAUCUGCCCGCACGGCGUGUCAUCGUUCGAACACCGAAAUUCGGGGGCCGCCCGAUCAGCUCGCUCGCCUACAGGCAGAUGAUUGGACGCGCCGGUCGCAAGGGCCGCGACACGGCCGGUGAAUCGGUGCUGAUCUGCACACCGGCCGAGGAACGGAUCGGGCGCGAGUUGAUCGCAGCCGAACUACCUCCCGUUCGCUCGUGCCUAGAUGCUGACAAUUACAUCCACCUGAAACGGGCCGUGCUGGAGAUCGUAGCAUCCGGAAAUGCGCCCAGUACGCAGUUGCUGGAAGAGUUCGUCAAUACAACGCUGUACAGUUGUGAACGAUCGUACCGCUUCGUUGUGACCGAUCAGCUUCUGGUACCACUCGUAACUACCAAUAAGCCCACGGGAGACGAGGUCCCGGAUCGAUCCGACCCGAUUGCCUCUUGUGUCGGAUUUCUGCUUGAGUACGAGUUCAUUCGGUUACAGGAAACGCCGGAGGCAUGCACCGUCCUAACCGCCACCCGGUUGGGUCACGCGUGUCUCGCCUCUUCGCUUCCGCCGAAGGAGGGCUUUCUGCUGUUCGGUGAGCUGCAAAAGGCGCGCCAGUGUUUUGUGCUCGAGUCGGAACUGCACGCCGUGUACCUCGUGACGCCGUACUCCGUCGCCUACCAGUGGCAGUCGAUCGGGUGGAUGGAUUUUCUCGACCUCUGGGAGAAACUGCCGGCCUCGGCCCGGCGUGUCGGCGAGCUGGUGGGUGUGCGGGAAUCGUUCAUGGUGCGUGCCAUGCGUGGGACCGCCAACCUCGACUAUCGCGCCCUCCAGAUACACAAACGCUUCUACACAGCGCUGGCCCUGCUCGAGCUGGUCAACGAGGUGCCGCUCGGUACCGUGGCCCGCCGCUUUAAGUGCUGCCGCGGGCUGCUGCAGAGCUUGCAACAGUCCUCGUCCACCUUUGCAGGAAUCGUGGCGUCUUUCUGUGCUUCGCUCAAGUGGACGCUGCUGCACCUGAUCGUGGCCCAGUUCCGGGAGCGACUGUUUUUCGGCGUGGCACACGAACUGCUCGAUCUUAUGCGUAUCCCAUCGCUAAACGGGCAGCGGGCCCGCACACUGUACGAUGCCGGCAUCACCGGCUUGGCUCAGCUCGCCAACAGUGAUCGGCUGACGGUCGAGCAGAUUCUUUUUAAUUGCAGCAGCUUUGACAUGGACAGGGUUCGCGACGGGGAACACGAAUCCGAGGCGGCACGGCGCCGCCAGCUGCGAAACCUGUUCCUCACCGGUCGCACCGGAAUGACGGUUCCGGAGGCAACACGUUUGCUCAUUCAAGAAGCUCGAACCUUUCUGCAGCUGGAAACGGGACUGGAGAACCCUUGUUGGGCAAAAGAGGAGAAGGAAGAGCAGGGCGACAAGGAGGGAUCGGUACAAUCACUGACUCCACACCAGAACCAACCGGGACCUAAUCAGAACAAUACCCCACUCGAACACACCGACGGUGUAUCGUCGGACGAUAUCAUUCUAUCGCGUGGCGAUUGCUCCGAAACAGCGAAUCAAUUCCACAAUCCACUACUGAUGGGGCACGAUCCCAAACCAGAACCAGGUCAACACGCAGUACCCUGGCCAAUGAUCAUCGACGUAUGUGAGGAUCAGUCCGUGUACAAACGAUUUGUGACCACCGUCACCGGCGAUUGUGAUUCGAUUUCACUAUCUCUGGCUGUUGCCUACGACCCGGAUGGUGGGCGGCAGCUCGAUCGGAACAGACCAAAAAUCGGUGCCCACCUUGAUCAGCGGCAGCCAAUGCAAACUGAGCACGAAACCCCAGCCGAGCCCCGGCGUCACAUCUUCGAACUGAAAGACGGUCUUUACCUCGCCGGAAUUGCGAUCGCGACGCAAUCCACAACAGAGUCCGAGGUCUACUACGUCGACCUGGAUACUGACUGUGUGGCGACCGUCGGUAUAGACGAAAAGCGCCAGUUUGUGCGUGAUCUGCUGCGAAACGAUCGGCUCGUCGUUGCGUUGCUCGACGCGAAGGAACAGCUCAAAGUGGCGUACCGAUCCGGAUUGCUGCGAUUCGGUGACGUUGACGACCGGGGUGAUGCUGGCUGGGACGAGGUACUGUGCGUGAUGGAGGAUCCUCGCGUUGCCAGUUGGUUGCUGCAAACGGAUGAUAAAAUGCUCUCGCUCGAUGCGAUAAUCGAGCGACACUGCCCGGAGCUAAAGGCGCUACCGAAAGGACCGAAAAUGCACGGUGGUCCGGCCGAUGCCAAACAACGGUGCGCAAGAGAAUGUCUGAUCGUCGGCAAGUUGAUGGACCCGAUUCGGAGGUCACUGGCAGCAACUGGACUGAGCACGUGUUUUGCAUCGCGAGAAAUGCCCGUGCACGUGGUGUUGGCCAGAGCCGAGGUGGUCGGCUUUCCUGUCAAUCGCCAGCGGCUGGGCGAAACGAUCAACCGUCUCAAAGCCUGCCGAGAACGUAUCGCUGAAGACGCCCGCCUACUGAACGGCAACCGGCGGCUCGAUUUUGGGUCAUCGCGUGCCGUAGCCGCGGCACUGCGGCUUGCCAGCGGUGGCAAGCGUCGCCGGACGGUGCGGCAAGUUUUGGAACAGCUCGACCAUCCGCUUGCGGCGCUCGUCAUUGCGCACCGCAAGAUUGAGAGUAAUCUGGCGCGAACAAUCGAACCACUGUACCGCACAAUCGAUCCGGCCACGGAGCGUGUGCACGGCCGCAGCAAUAGCUUCACUGCGACCGGGCGUAUCACCAUGCACGAACCCAACCUGCAAACGGUCGUGAAAGAUUUUGACGUUCCGGCCCCACUAGGAUCGGCGCCGCUCGGCAAAGCGGAACACUUUAGUUGCCGCGGGACAUUCGCGUGCCGUGAUCCCGAUCGGCGGGUGCUACUGUCCGCCGACUACUGUCAGCUCGAACUGUGCAUACUGACCCACCUAUCCCAAGACGCGCGGUUGACGAGUGCGUUGGGUAGCGCCAGGGACGUAUUCCGCUCGCUGGCCGCCCGCUGGAACCAGCUCGAGAACGAGUCGGCGGUCAGCGACCAGCUGAGAUCGCGCACGAAAGCAAUCGUGUACGGUGUUAUCUAUGGCAUGGGCGUACGAGCGAUGGCGGCCGAGCUGCAGGCGGACGAAGACUGUGCCCGCACGCUGAUGGAGCAAUUUCACGCCUCCUACCCGGACAUUCGGCGCUACACCGAGCGCAUCGUGCGGCUGACACGGCAACUCGGGUACAUCGAAACGCUGACCGGACGGCGCCGGUACCUGCCCAGUAUCAACAGCACGGACCCGGUGCUGCGCUCCGAAGCGGAACGGCAAGCCGUUUGCACUACGAUCCAGGGUUCGGCAGCCGACAUUCUGAAGAACGCGAUCGUGCGCAUGACACGCAACCUACGCCGGUACCGCGAUGUGCUUGAUGUCGGUGCGAUCCACCUGGUGCUGCACCUGCACGAUGAGCUCAUAUUCGAGGUGCCGCGCGCCCAGUUGCCGAAGGUGGCCAAAAUUCUCAGGUCCAGCAUGGAGAACUGCGUCAAGCUGAGUGUGCCGCUGCGUGUGAAGCUUAAAUCGGGCGACAGUUGGGGAACGAUGCGUGAGUUGCCGCACGCGGCAACCCCACUGGCCAGCCGGUCUGGAAUAACGGUGGAUGGGAUUCGGGAUCAAUAA
Anopheles bellator is the source of this 5913-nucleotide messenger RNA. It is a transcript of the gene DNApol-theta, whose product is annotated as DNA polymerase theta. Gene Ontology annotation, biological process: DNA-templated DNA replication; double-strand break repair via alternative nonhomologous end joining. The record is from RefSeq and is a predicted model, not a curated record. Gene Ontology annotation, molecular function: ATP binding; DNA binding; DNA-directed DNA polymerase activity. The coding region runs from base 1 to 5913 and encodes 1970 amino acids. The transcript has 4 exons. NCBI's taxonomy places the organism in Eukaryota, Metazoa, Arthropoda, Insecta, Diptera, Culicidae.